Grus americana (Whooping crane) is the source of this 7379-nucleotide messenger RNA. It is a transcript of the gene ABCG4, whose product is annotated as ATP binding cassette subfamily G member 4. The record is from RefSeq and is a predicted model, not a curated record. Bases 484 to 2412 code for a protein of 642 amino acids. Gene Ontology annotation, molecular function: ATP binding; ATP hydrolysis activity; ABC-type transporter activity. Lineage: Eukaryota; Metazoa; Chordata; Aves; Gruiformes; Gruidae. The transcript has 15 exons. Gene Ontology annotation, cellular component: plasma membrane.
CUCGCUGCCUGGCAGUGCUGCCCGCCUGGGCAGCCCAUCCCGCCGCCCCGACAGGCAGCGGCAGCAGGGACAAAGCCGGCGGAGAGGGGCAUCGCCGGACAGCCGGGUCCGGGGGGGGCUGCUAACCACUGCAGGGCUGGAGGCGGAGAGCCGCCCCUCCCGCCCUGCCCGCCCGGCCCGGCCCAGCCCAGCCCAGCGGAGGGAUGGGGAGGAGACCCCGGCUGGGGACCCGCGGGGUCAGCGCCCAGCCCGGGGCCCGGCGCUGAGGACCGGCCGGCUGCCUCCCAGCCGCUCCCCGCCCGGCCGGGGCGCCGGGCGCCGUCCCCCAACCUCCGCCGCGGGCAUCGCCCCUUUGUCUGCGGAGGAGGGAGAGGCGGAGGGCGCUGCGGCGGAGGCACGGCCGGGCGCUGGGCGCAGAGCGGCGGCGAGGCACGGCCGCUGCUGGCGGGGCGAGGAGACGCCGCAGCCUGCCAGAACAGCAGGAUGGCAGAGAAGGGUAUGGAUCCUGCGUGUGUCUCCAUUGCCCUGGAGGACACGGUGUGCCACGCCAGCCCCCCCGAUGCCCCCCUGCUCACCACCCAUUUGAAGAAGGUGGAGAACCACAUCACAGAGGCCCAGAGGUUUUCCCACCUCCCGAAGCGCUCGGCUGUCAACAUUGAGUUCAUUGACCUGUCCUACUCUGUGCGUGAAGGCUCCUGGUGGAGGAAGAGAGGGUACAAGACUCUCCUCAAAUGCCUGUCAGGGAGGUUCUGCCAGCGGGAGCUCAUUGGGAUCAUGGGGCCAUCAGGUGCUGGGAAGUCCACACUCAUGAACAUCCUGGCUGGCUACAGGGAGACUGGCAUGAAGGGCCAGAUUCUGGUGAAUGGCCGGCCGCGGGACCUGCGUACCUUCCGCAAGAUGUCCUGCUACAUCAUGCAAGACGACAUGCUCCUGCCACACCUCACCGUGCUGGAGGCUAUGAUGGUCUCUGCUAAUCUGAAGCUGAGCGAGAAGCAGGAGGUGAAGAAGGAGCUGGUGAACGAGAUCCUGACGGCCCUGGGGCUGCUGGAGUGCUCCUUCACCCGCACCAUCUCGUUGUCGGGGGGCCAACGCAAGCGCCUGGCCAUCGCCCUGGAGCUGGUGAACAACCCUCCGGUCAUGUUCUUCGACGAGCCCACGAGCGGUCUGGACAGCGCCUCGUGCUUCCAGGUGGUUUCCCUGAUGCGGUCUCUGGCUCAGGGUGGGCGCACCAUCAUCUGCACCAUCCACCAGCCCAGCGCCAAGCUCUUUGAGAUGUUCGACAAGCUGUACAUCCUGAGCCAGGGCCAGUGCAUCUUCAAAGGCAUUGUGACCAACCUCAUCCCCUACCUGAAGGGUCUCGGCCUCCACUGCCCCACAUACCACAACCCCGCUGACUUCAUUAUCGAGGUGGCCUCAGGAGAGUAUGGAGACCUCAACCCUGUCCUGUUCCGCGCCGUCCAGAACGGCAUGUGCACCAUGGCCGAGAAGAAGAGCAGCCCCGACAAGACAGAUCCGUCGUGCCCGGCACACUGUGUGACGGACGUGGACCACAUCGAGAGCCACACGUUUGCCACCAGCACUUCAACUCAGUUCUGCAUCCUCUUCAAGAGAACCUUUAUCUGCAUCCUAAGGGACACGGUGCUGACCCACCUGCGGUUCAUGUCCCACAUCUGCAUCGGGGUGCUGAUCGGGCUGCUCUACCUGCACAUUGGCAACGACGCGGGGAAAGUCUUCAACAACACUGGCUUUCUCUUCUUCUCCAUGCUCUUCCUCAUGUUUGCUGCACUGAUGCCCACCAUCCUCACCUUCCCCCAGGAGAUGUCUGUAUUUCUGCGAGAGCACUUGAACUACUGGUACAGCCUGAAAGCCUACUAUCUGGCAAAGACCAUGGCAGACGUGCCCUUCCAGGUCAUCUGCCCCAUCGCGUACUGCAGCAUCGUGUACUGGAUGACAGGCCAGCCGCCCGAAGCCACACGCUUCCUCCUCUUCUCUGCCCUGGCCACUGCCACGGCCCUGGUGGCCCAGUCCCUUGGGCUUCUCAUCGGAGCUGCUUCCACGUCCCUACAGGUGGCCACCUUUGUGGGCCCUGUCACUGCCAUCCCCGUCCUGCUCUUCUCUGGCUUCUUCGUCAGCUUCAAGACCAUCCCCACCUACCUGCAGUGGAGCUCCUACGUCUCCUAUGUCAGGUAUGGCUUCGAGGGCGUCAUUCUCACCAUCUAUGCCAUGGAGCGUGAGGACCUGGAGUGCCUCGAGGACUUCUGCCCUUUCCAAAAGCCCAUCAAGAUCCUGCAGGAGCUGGACGUGGAGGAGGCCAAGCUCUACCUGGACUUCCUCAUCCUGGGCAUCUUCUUCAUCAUCCUGCGGCUCCUGGCUUACCUGGUCCUCAGGUAUAAAGUCAAGUCAGAGAGAUAAAGGGGCCCUGGGGCGCCAGUGCCGUUCCCAGGCCUGGCCUGCUGUGAGAGACGUUCUGCAGAUGGAUACAGUGCUUCUGGCAGGUCACGGACCACGGCAGAGGUGUCUGUAGGUGCCAGCCAGACCUAGCUCAGUCGAGAAGGGUUUUGACACAUCUCGGAACUGUUUUAACCUUUCCACGCACUCUUCAUUGCAAAAGUUUUGUACAGCCUGGCAUGUGCCACCCUCUCCCCCAGGACUGCCGAACCCCACGGAGCUUGGGUCCCCUCUCGUUGCCUCUGCCCAGCACCUGCCCUUCUCUGCCAAACACGUUGGGGCACCAGGGACGGUCCUGCGGAGGUGGCUGUCUGCCGAGCGAGGCCGAGAGGAGCCAGCUGCUCCAGGCAGGAGGGGAGCAGCGCCCUGGGGCUGCCCGAGCCUGGGGCUGAAGCCGAGAGGAGACGCCUGCAGAGCAAGGAUGGAUAGUGCAGCACCGAGCCCCGUUGCUCGGCCUGGCCAGCAGCGUGUGUGUCAGCGAUAAGAAGAGCCCGAAGGUGCAAUAGGCCAAGUUGCACAAGGCUUUAGUGUUUCCUGUCAUUGUAGCCACAGAAAUUGCUGCAUCCCCUUUUUCUUUCUGCGUAAAUCCCCCUCUUUUUUGUUUCUUUUCUUUCUUUUUUUAUAAACCCCGCUGCUUCCCAGUCUGCAUGGAGGGGAACGGGACCCAGCAGGCAGAGAAGGACUUAGAGCUCUGUCUCAGACUUUUGCUCAAAUGCCAUCCUCAGAGUAGGGAUCUUCAAACCUGGGGAUGUGGCAGGGUCUGUGGGAAUGGGACCAUAUUCUUAGACCUUAGGGAGUUCAGUCUCUGUCGUCUCUGGGGUCUGAGCCAAGAGGAGAAAAUCGACCAACAUGGAGAGAAGUGACUGGUCCCUUCAAGUGCUGCAUGGAGUGAGGAGGAUUUAGGUUCCCGCACCCUACCGGUGCCAGGUGGCUGAAAAGCAGGGCUGGGCUCAGCCGUGCCAUCACUGGAGCUUCUAUUGCAGGAGAAGAGUUGGGCCCGAGCCCUUCCCUUACAGUGUCUCGCUCCUCGCUUCUCUUCCCCCGGCACAACUUUGGCUGUCUCGGCAGAACAGGGAGGAUGAGCCGUGCUCAGCACCGUCUGCAAGGAGGGGAUGUCAGCCCCAGGGACGCCCAGUCUCUUCACAGUGCAAACCUCCCGGGGCAGCAGUGUGCGUAAGGAGGUCCCAGCAAUGCCAGAACUGGAAAGCAGGUGAGAUCUUGGAGUGGUUUGUUUGCACUGGGCGACCCUGAUGCUGGGAAGGGCUUUGCACUUUGUGACUGGUAUCAGGAAAAGGUCCCUUUUGGCAAGUGUCUCCAGUGGCUCCUCCAAAAUCACCUGCCUCUCCACGCCCCUUGCAGAGGGAAGGCAUUUCAGCACCUCACUGGCUCUUCAAAGGAGCAGACUGCAGACCAGAGCUGGUGGGGCAUCUGCACACCCUGCUGUGCUGGGAGCACAGCGCUGCUUGGCCAUAUAGCACAGGCCUGUCUCUGGGUGUGCUGGCACCGGUGUCGUGGGGCUGCGCUGGUCACCCAUGUGCACGGGAACCCGCUGCUUUUUAGUGAGCACGGACACGAGGAGGGCAGCUCUGCCCCAUCCUGCCAUGCUGGGCCCUGGUUCAAGUGCGGUCUGUGAUACGCUGCUGCCAGCACGCUCCGAGUAGCAGGGGAUUGCAGGGCAAAUGCCAGAUUUCAGCAAAAUCCUUGAGACUAUUCUUUGCUUUUACCGGCUCAUGUUGGGACUGCUGCACACAGCAGGGUCGGACUGGCCUGCAGGUGGAUGGCAGAAGCGUGGCAGCGCUGAUGCUGGGCGCUCAGCAAGGUCGGGUUUCCUCUGCCUGGACAGCAUCACUGCAAGGAGCUUGUAGCCACGGGGCUCUCCUGCACAGAGGGUCUGGAAGCAGGACAUGCCCUGAUGCCCUUUCUAUGCUGAGCAUUGGGGUAUUCCCCAGGGGCUCUUGUCUGACUUACUGCUGUCCCUCACAAAAUUCCCCUCUGCGCCUGGAUCCUCCUUCACUGCUAGCCCUGUGCCGUGCUCUGCAAUGGAGCCGUGCCAGCUUGGGGGGCCGCGGUCUCCUGGGCAUGAUUCUGCCAGCUACGUCUGCAGGGGCGCGGUCAAAUGGGGAACGGUGCCCACAUCUGCUCCGUCACCAGGUGGGCGGAUGAGCAGGAAGCCAGGAGGGCGGUGGAGCUUGCAGGCUGUCACCCUUCUCCAUCUCACUCUCCGUGGGGCUGAUGGGACCGGUGACCCACUUCUGUCCUGCUCUUGGGCUGCGGCUAGUUAAGCCUUGCCCAGCACAGGGAGCGCGCCGCCGGGCUGCGGGUUUUCCCCUGCGUGGACACCAAGUCAGCAGGAGGUGCCAACGGGGCAGCUUUGCGCAGCUCCUGCCUCCUGCCCACUCCCUGGCAGCGGGGACUCUCAUGGUGGGUCCUGCUUCCUGCACAUUGGAGGCACUGCUGUCCCCACCGCUGCGUCCUGCUGCUCUCUGCACCCAGCACGUGGUACCUCCUAGGACACCUCUGUGUCAUCGCAGCCAGUGCCGCCACCACUCCUAGAAGGACCAGGACGAGAUGGGCUAGCGAUGGCCCACGUGUGGAGCAUAGGAGGCUACCAGCAGGCACCCGUGACUGCCACUGCCCGUGUCCCCCACACACCGGGAUGCUACAACAGAAGCAUCUGGUCAUCCUCUGCUGCUUGCAGAGAAACCCCGUGGGACAGGCUGUGAGCUCAGCGUGGCCGCGGGGAGGCUGCUGGAGCGGGUAGCUCCACAGGUGGCUGCUCGUACCAGCCUGUCCGCGACAGGGCGGUUAGCAGCACCCCCAGGAUCUCCAGGAGAGUUCAGCACACCUCGGGCCUCCUGCACCGGUGAGUGCGCAGCUCGCAAAGUCCCGGCUAACCAGGUGCGCGGUCACUGUGGGGCAGGGUGAGCUCUGGAGAUGGAGGAUGGCUGUGUCCUUGAGCUGGGCAAGGACACUGGGGAGCGGGGGUUACGAGGCAGGCGCCCCUCAUCCCCAGGGCCAAGGCAGCAGGUCUAAGGUGCCCUGGAGGAGGGCACCAGCACACCCAAGGGAGCCGGCAAGUGUGUGUGUUGGUACGAAGGGGCUGCAGCGAACGAGGGAUCUGAGCACCCUGUGGCACAGAGAGCCUGGAUCUAGGAGACUCUGCCCCAGGCAAAAGCACCCUCGGUGGUGCCCAAGGGCAAACAGGGCCCAAGGAGUGAACUGAGCCAAGGUGCCAGAAUGGGGCCAUCCCUUGCCCCUUCCCUCUCAGUGAGGACAAUCCCAGACACGGUGGAAGGCACAGGGAAAUGCAAAGGGACCGAGCAUGUUUGCGCUCAGCACUCAGGGUUUAUUGCCCCUCCGCUGCCCGGGUGUCCGCCGGCCCCACAGGAGCAGAGCAAGAGGGGGUGUCUCUGCCCUGGAACAGCAGAGGGAUGGGGUGCAGCCACCCUGCUCUGGGGGGCCCUUAGCGGAGAAAGACCGGGCUGCUCCAGCCCGCGGGCUAGCGGGCAUCUCUGCGGGACGGUCUCUUCAGGGCAAGAUAGGCACUGAGCCAGGCUGUGCCAGGACACCUCGGCAAUAACACUGGUUGUUUUGUGGUGUGGGGUCAGGGGUGCCCAGGCUGGGUCUUGCCUUGUCCUGAGCGGAUGGGGAGCACCCAUGUGCUGGGCUGGCAUGCAGCAGCGAGGAUGCACUUUAUCAGAGCAGGGGAUGGGGCCGUGGGUGCUUCUGGCUACAGGAAUCCCACCAGGGAAUGCGUCUGGAUAAUCAUGAGGAGUGUGAUGGAGGAGAGCGGGCUUCUUCCCCCACACCUCCUCUCCCCUUGUGCCCCUGCCUUUCCCUGCAAUGCACUUUGAAUGCAUGAGGAUGUGGUUCAGGCCGUGGCUCCAGCUCCCUGGGAGCACUGGUUGAACCUCAACCCAUCUAAAACUGCUUCAGCCCCUUAGCCUGGCUCCUUCAGCGCACGGGCAUGGUUGUAUCAGGUACUGCCUCUCCCCGUGCGUGCUGUGAACGCAGGCAGGCAAGCAGGGCUAUGGCCACUCACCUCCACGCAUGUCCAGGCCACCUUUGUCACACGCACAAGAAGAGCAAAUGCAUCGUCGCCUGGCUUGUGCUAGGAUUUGCUGGAGGGGAAACUGGGCUAGCACAGGGAGAGGAUGGGGCUUCUCCCAGGGUUUCACCCCUCUCUCAAAUCAGGCAAUAAAACAGUGUUUCAUUCUCACUGUGUGUGGACACCAUUUGUCCCGUCCCUCUGCCAUGGGAGCUCCUGGUGCCAUGGGCAGCCUGCAGCUGCCUGGGAUCUCUUUGUGCAUCCCUGCCACGCUGGUCCCUGUGGUUUUCCAGCCUUCACCUCGUCCACGUGUGCAGAAGAGGUUGUACAGCGGGAUCCACGUGUGAUGCAGGGCAGGGGUGGACCGUGCAGAGAAGUGCAGCUGUUGAAACCCAUGCUCCCGCAUGACUGGAGGUGAGCUGCUUUUUUCCUGGGACCGUUCGCCAAAAUAAGAUGCAGAUAACAGCUCAAAGGCCAAGGGAGUCUGCUCGCACAGCCGUAGCUCUGCUGUGGAAGUUGCACGUGGGUGGCAUUUGCCCAGGUCCUUCCGCCUUGCUGGGGGGAAGCUGCGAAGCAGGGCCGGGGCACCGUUGCCCACAGCUGCAGCCUGGCAGGAACCAGGCAGGGCAGAGGUGAGCCCCUGGGCUCUGGGGGGAGCAGGGGGCUGCUGGCGGGGCCCUGCUGUCUCUCUGGGCUGUGCCAUGCAUACAGGUAAGUUCCCCACAGGGACAGGGUGCCCAGGUCCCUGCUUGGUGCUCACUGGUGUCUGGAGGGCCUCGGGAACCGUUGAGCGGGCGGAGAUGUUGCGGCUUAUUUCAGUCUUUCUGAGAUGCCAGCUGUACUUGUUGGAUUUCACACAUCAAUAAAACUUAUAUUUAUAGUG